This is a messenger RNA of Geodia barretti, 1136 nucleotides long. Lineage: Eukaryota; Metazoa; Porifera; Demospongiae; Tetractinellida; Geodiidae. The record is from the annotation of a GenBank genome assembly.
CCUGACGCCGUUACAUUCGUACUGUACAGUGGCAAAACGGUGAGCAGGAGCCUGCCUCCUUCGUGUGCCACGGUCGACCACUCAGCACACGUCCUAGUCCAAAUCACAGACUCUAGCGGUAGGCCUCAUCAGCAAGAGCAGAAAAUAUCUGCACAUUUGGAGCUUGUUUCAAACCCUGACUCCAACAGUCAACCCAGAGUAACAAGUUUACCGGUUAUCAUGGUGUCUCUUUCUGAAUAUGAAGUGUCGUACAUGCCUGUCAGUCGAGGCAAACACACACUCAGUAUUCUGGUGAAUGGCUGUCAUAUCAAUGGCAGUCCCUUUACUGUCACUGCGUACCCUAACCCUAGACACCUAGGAGAACCAGUGAACUAUUUGCCUAAUUUGAGUGGACCGUUUGGUAUUGCUUUUAACAAACGCAAUGAAGUGAUUGUUAGUGAACUUGAAGGUCAACGAUUGUCCGUCUUUGACAACAAAAGACAAAAGAUACGAACAAUUCCACUGUAUAAAGAUAGUCCACACCUGACAAUUUUUCCCAAAGGUGUAACAACUGAUGAUGCUAACAACAUUUACGUGACCAGUGAGCACAAGCUGCAGAAGUAUGAUAGUAAUGGUAAACUGAUCAAAUGUAUCGGAGCGGAGGGCACAAAGGAGGGGGAGUUCAAUUCUCUACGUGGGAUUACGUUGCACAAAAACCAAGUGUACGUCUGUGAUCGCAAUAACGAUCGUCUUCAGGUAUUUGACCUAGACUUGAACUUUGUUCGAACCAUUGGCUCACUUCCUAUGGACAAAUGUGAAUUCAAAGAACCAAUUGAUGUAAAGUUUGAUACGGGAGGAAAUAUGUAUGUAACUGAGAUCGGUAACAGAAAAGUGCAAGUAAGGGAUGCAAGCGGACAUUUCAUACGGGAAUUUGGUCAAGAGGGCGAACAAAAACUACUCAGGCCAUCAGGUCUUAAAGUUGCUGACAAAUAAUAUGUCUAUGUGUCUGAUUAUCACAGUCAUUGUGUUUGUGUGUAUACGACAUCAGGUCAAUUUGUGACAUCAUUUGGGAACAGGGAGGGAGAGUUUCUAUGUAUCGCCUCUUGUGCUGAUGGUUUUAUACAUGUGUGUGACAUGUUCAGCAAUAGAGUUCAGAU